UUUGGUGCUAUCUUGUUCUGCUAAACAGCACUUGCAGAGACAGGCUACUGGGGAGGCAAGUUUUGACCUCAGUUAGCAAAGAGGCAGGUAUUCCUGGGCUUAUCUGGUAAAGAUGAAUCAGCUUGUUUUUAGGGUCUCAUCAAAAGUCUAGAAACCUACACUCCGGUCCCUGCUGCUGCCACUCUGUCUCUCUCUGUAUGAUCUUGGACAAUUGCUGGUCUCCUUUGCUCCUCAGUUUCUCAUCUGUCAAUUGGGGAUAACCUGCCUACUUCAAGGAAUCUGUGAAGAUCAAAGGAGAAUGAAUAGAACACUGGUUUAUAGUUUUCACUCUUAGAAGAAAUGGUCGACUACCAAUCCCUUGGACAAACUCUGCAGAAAGGAAUGCACAAGAUGAAGAAAGCAAAAGAUGGAGAUGUUGAUGUGGAAAGCCGUGACAUCUGUCAAAGCACUGAGCCAUUGAGGAUCAUCCUGGUGGGGAAAACAGGAGCUGGGAGAAGUGCUACAGGAAAUACUCUUCUUGGGCAGAGAGUAUUUGAGUCCAAGCUAGGAUCCCAGGCAGUGACUAAGAAGUGUCAGCUGGAAACUGGAAUGUGGAAUGGGAGAAGAAUAUCAGUGAUUGAUACUCCUGCCAUCUGUGAGUCGAGUGCCUGGACUGAACAAAUGUAUAAGGAAAUUGGGGAGUGUUACCUUCUCUCCUCCCCAGGUCCCCACGCAUUAGUCUUGGUGACUCAGAUUGGCCGCUACACUACAAAAGAUAAGGAGGCAAUCAGGAGGGUGAAAAAAAUCUUUGGAGUAGAAGCCAUGAGGCAUGUAGUUAUGCUUUUUACCCGUAAAGAAGAUUUAGGGGGAUCUUUAGAGGAUUAUGUAACAAAUACUGAUAACAUAGACCUACAAUGGGGGAUCCGAGAGUGUGGCAGGAGAUUCUGUGCCUUCAGCAACCGGGCCACUGGGGAAGAACAGAGGGCUCAGGUGGCAGAGCUGAUGAUUAUGAUUCAGAGGAUGGAGGAAGAGAAUGGAGGCAAUUAUUACAGCAAUGCCCUUUACCUUGAUACUGAGAUCUUCCAGAGAUUUAACAAUAGAGGGUCUGAAGAAAGCUAUCAAAACUACCUGCAAAAAGUUAAAUUCCAAAUUGAAAAGCAGACAUUGGACCUAAUAGAGGCUGAGAGUAACUGUAUUGUCCGGGCAUUUUUUAGGGCCCAAAAAUGGGUUUCUUCCCAGAACAAAAUCUACUUAUGUCUUUUGUUCUUUGUCUUGGCUUUUAUUAUCAUUAUAGUUGCCAUAUUGAUUUCUCAAAAAGCCUGAUAAGUAAUUAUUGGAGGAGGUCCUUCUCAGCAUCUCUAUCAUGGAAUUUUUUCUAAAUGGGUUUCCCUAAGUUUUGGAAACAUAUAAGACUCUCAACUCCUAUCCUUCUGUAGAAUACUUGGCAAAGAGACAUCUAAAAGAAGUCAAUAGUUUUCUCACUUCCUUUCAUAAGAAUUGGGAAAUUAAAUGGAUAGUUCUGGUAUCUGGUAGUGUUAGUAACAUGUUUGAGGGGAAGCUGUGAGCUACUUUAGGCAUCUAUGGUGACCUCUCUCCUGUUCUUUCUCUAUAUCCUCUGCCUUGACAAUGCCACCCACUCCUAUGAUUUUAAUGAUCAUCUCUGUGUAGAUAACUCCCACAUCUAGAUCUCUAGCUCAAACUCUCCUACAUUUCCUGUUGUCCAUAGCACAUUUCUAGCUGCAUGUCUUUCCAGUAAUGCAAACUCAUCAUGAAAACAAAACUACACACGAGCUUUCCCCCAAAAUGUGCCUUUACUUUUCUCUACCUAAAUUUAUCCAGUCCCUGAUAUUUGAAACUUUGGGGUUUUCUCUAACUUUCCCCUUCUCAUUUACCUGAACUGUCCAAACUCUGAACUGUCCAUUUGACCUCCAAAAUAUCUUUCCAUCUGUCGCCUCCUUUCUUCCCAAAGCUACUAUCCUGAUAUCACCCACAUAGGCUAUUACAAUGCUCAUAGAUCAUUGAAUCAUUGAUUUAGAGAUGGAAGGGACUUUCUAAGUCAUCUAGGCCAACUCUUAUCAUUUUAUGGUUAAGGAAACUGAGGGCUUAAGAGAUCUUACUUCCACAAAUCUCUCCCCACUGCAAUUCAUUCUCCACUCAGUAUUGUCAAAGAACACUUCUUAAAGCACAUGUAUGAUCAAAUGUAAAUCUGUUGGCAUUUGAAGCUCAUCAUAAUCUGCCCCUCCUUUUCCAGUGUUCUUACAUGUUAUACCCCACCUCUGCCUCUCAUGUACCCUGUGAUCUGAUAACCCUGGCCUCCUUUCUGUUCCUUGAUUGCCCAACUUGGGGCAUUUUCACUAGCUGUAACCUGUGCCUGGAAUGCUCUUCC
This is a messenger RNA of Vombatus ursinus (common wombat), 2365 nucleotides long. RefSeq names its product GTPase IMAP family member 5-like. The transcript is spliced from 4 exons. Gene Ontology annotation, molecular function: GTP binding. The coding region runs from base 340 to 1302 and encodes 320 amino acids. NCBI's taxonomy places the organism in Eukaryota, Metazoa, Chordata, Mammalia, Diprotodontia, Vombatidae. The record is from RefSeq and is a predicted model, not a curated record.